UCUCACAAUUCCUGAUUUUGAUCGAAACCCAUCAGAGCAAAAUUCAACCUUUGUGGGAUUGCAUCCACUUUCUUGGAUCAAAUUCACCUAAAAAGUUUUGUCAUUUGGCACUUUUCAUAAAAUUCCAAUAUUGUUGUUGGUCCAAAAUCUUGCAAAUACAUUUAAUUCCUCUUCUCUCUUCCUGAUUUGGGAUAUUUGGAAGUAUGGAGGUGUCUGUGAUUGGGAGCUCUCAGCUUAAUCUUAGAAGGAUUGAUAAUGUUGGAUUGUGUAAUCUUAGAAGAAAUUUGAGUGCUAACAUCUUGAAUUUCAAGUAUAGCAAUUAUUCAAAGGGAUACAACCUUGUUCAGUGCCCAAGAUUUUUAUGGCCUUCAAGAUCUGCAGUUCUCAGUCUUAGGGCAUCUUCUUCUGCUCAAAAUCAACCUCUUGUUUACGACAAAGCUUCAAAUAUUACAACAAACAUAUCUAUUGAUGGCACAAAGCUGUGUGUUGGUUUGCCACUUGACACUGUCUCCAGCUGCAACUCGAUAAACCAUGCUCGAGCCAUUGCUGCAGGGCUUAAGGCUCUGAAGCUGUUAGGAGUAGAUGGUGUGGAGCUCCCGGUGUGGUGGGGAGUAGCCGAGAAGGAAGGAAGGGGGGAUUACAACUGGUCGAGCUACCUUGCCAUAGUCGAAAUGGUGAAAAGUUUGGAUCUUGAGCUACAUGUAUCUCUUUGCUUCCACGCCUCUGAAGAUCCCAAGCUGCCUCUCCCAGAAUGGGUUUCGCGGAUUGGUGAUUCGAACCCAAGCAUUUACUUCACGGACAAAUCCGGGCAGCAGUAUAAAGACUGUCUUUCAUUAGGUGUGGAUGAUGUUCCUGUUUUAGAUGGAAAGACUCCACUUGAAGUGUACAAGGAACUUCUUGAAAGCUUCAAAUCCUCGUUUUCGCCUUUCAUGGGCUCCACGAUCACAGGCUUGACAAUUGGUCUCGGACCGGAUGGCGAGCUACGGUAUCCAUCCCAACGAGCAACGAGCACGAGUCUCAUCGGGGCCGGGGAGUUCCAAUGCUAUGACGUGAAUAUGCUUAGCCAGCUGAAGCAGCACGCAGAAGCACACGGGAACCCUCUGUGGGGGCUCGGUGGCCCCCAUGAUGCUCCCGGCUACAACGAGUCUCCUAUGGCGGGAGGGUUCUUUGCAGAGAAUGGCGGAGCUUGGGAGAAUCAGUAUGGCGAUUUCUUCCUCUCUUGGUAUUCAAGCCAACUGUUAUCACACGGGGAUCGAGUUCUCUCUCUGGCUGCCUCGACCUUCAGAGACGUCCCAGUAGCAUUGUCGGGGAAAACUCCUCUGAUGCACCGGUGGAGCAAAGCGCGAUCACACCCUUCAGAGUUAACCGCAGGAUUCUACAACACGGCCAGCAGAGACGGAUAUGGGGACGUUGCUGAGAUGUUCUCGAGAAACUCAUGCCAGAUGAUACUACCAGGCUUCGACCUGACAGACGACAGGCAGCCUGCUGAAUCAUGGUCGAGCCCGGAAACCCUACUGGCAGCAAUGCAGGCUAGUUGCAGGAAGCACAAGACUGUGGUGUCGGGGCAGAAUGCGGUGGUUUGUGGAUCCCCGAGGAGCUUCGAGCAGAUCAGCAAGAACUUGAUGGGCGAAAAUGCAGUGGCGAAAUUGUUUACAUAUCAAAGGAUGGGAGCAGAUUUCUUCUCCCCGGAGCACUUCCCGCGCUUCACGCAGUUCGUCCGCAGCCUCAACGAGCCGGCUCCAUUGGUCGAUGAUUUGGCCGGGGAAGAUGAGGAAAGUGCGGAAUCUCUCUUGGGUAUUAAUAUGCAGAUGCAGACGGCGUAACCGCGUGAAUAUGGCAGCUGAAGUGUAUGUAAAUAUGAUCAUUUUGGUUUGGUCCAAAUAUGUAUAUUUGCUUUUUUGGAGUAUAGGGUUGUACAUGGUGGUGUGUAGACUGUAGAAACAAUUUCUAAAUGAAUUUUACAACAGUUGUUCUUCAACUUA
Salvia hispanica is the source of this 1982-nucleotide messenger RNA. Its product is annotated as inactive beta-amylase 9-like. The record is from RefSeq and is a predicted model, not a curated record. Lineage: Eukaryota; Viridiplantae; Streptophyta; Magnoliopsida; Lamiales; Lamiaceae. Gene Ontology annotation, molecular function: beta-amylase activity. Gene Ontology annotation, biological process: polysaccharide catabolic process.